CACAUUACAGUUUCCUUAAUAUUCAGUUAAUUCCUGUCACUAUGUGAAUUAUUUAAUUUGACCAACGUGACUGGAAAUGGAGUCAUGGAUCCCUCGCAUUUGAAAGAGAUGUGAUCCAACCCUCAGCCCUGUCACUGCCGACUUCAGAAGCUCUGAGUAGCUCUGCUCCAGCAGUGAUUAGUGAGUCGGUGGGGUAAGAUGGCUGCAUUGCUGCGCGCCGCGCAUUAGUGGCAUCCUGGUGAAAUGACGCAGGCCACAGUUUACGUUCAGUCCUCUCAGCUCGCAGCUUCCCAGUCUCCAUAGCUCCGCUCUCACCCCGGCACACAGCCCCGGAAGACCGUACGAUCCGGCUGUCUGGCUGUUCCUCCAGUGGACCGAGCCACACCGGUUCCUCUGAGUAAGUACAAACGUGUGAGUGCGAUGAGGAGAAGUUUCAGACAGUGAGGUCAUGGGCUGCACCUCGGCCAAGCAGGUGUCGGCCGUGCCCAACGAUGAGGAGGGACGCGGGAAGGCCUACAGCAACGGAGACCUCUACUCUGACGAAUACAAGAUGAAGGGAGUGGAAGAGGUGAAGUACAUGAGAGGAGAUGAAAACCGGGUGAACGCACGCAACCAGGAGAACCUGGAGAAAAGUAAUGUGGAGUACAGGGGCAAACAGCAGAAAGAGGCGGCUGCAACGAACAUCAAAUCUAACAUUCACACGUCAGAGAGCCAGCAGGAAUUUUUCAGGAUGCUGGAUGAGAAAAUUGAAAAGAUCUCCAGACAUAAAAGAUUGUUUUUUAUCGGAUUUCAGUCUUGGAUCUUGGGAGUAAGAUUGCCAAGGGAGAAGAUUGAUUAUGUACCUGGUGAAGCAUUGUUCCCGCCAUUUUUUUUGGAUCACUGUCCUCCUAAAACAAUCCAAUGAUUACCUCCCUAUUAGUUUAUUUGCAGACUGCACCUGAUUUUUAUUUAAUUGUCCUGGUAUUUUCAAAGAGUUUAUGAUGCAGUCCACUCUUAUACACUUCCUAGGGCCUUUUAAAGAGUAACAGCGACACAUACUGACACUAUACUGAACACGAGCUGCUUUUCCACUUAUGUAUCCUUUGUUUUACAUUAGAUUAUCUUGGAUGUUUGUCUGUUGCUGAAAACGUCCAUCUUUGUCUCAUGUGACCCAAACGUGCAGUUCCAGACAGCUUGUCAAGAAAGACUACAUUUCCAUGGGUUGGUGUUUAGAUUAUGUAACCCAAUCAUUCCAAGAUGGCGCUCUGUUUUCAGAUAGCGAACUUCUGACAUUUUUUUAACCUGCUUUUCCAUCCUCCUUACUUGAUUUUAUAAAAACUGCUUUUACGUUUUUUGGGGUUUUUUUGUACUUUAUUAAAGAAAUGCAGCCGAAAUAAUAAUAAUAAUAAUAAAAAAAUCCUCCUUGAGUUUUUUAACAUAGGAUGCUGGAUUGAAAGAAAUACAAAAAUUAAGGGCUUCUUACUCAUCUUGACCAGGGGUGAAAGUAAAUGUGGCUGUCACUAUAUUACCUCUGAACUGCAUGAUCAUAAAAAAAUCAUUUAUUGCACAAGGAAAUAAACAUCUCCGCACACCAGAGGAGUAUGAAAACCCCUUAAGGUUUAUCUUUGAUUGCAAGGAUGAUAUUUUGUCAUUGUGGCAAGUACAAGUGAGCAUCAGUCGACGGCCUCCAACAAUCUACUUGUUAUCAUACGACGAUUGGCUGAAUGUCAGGUGUAUCUGGAAGGAAUCCAAAAACAACACAUCUUAUCACCAACAAAUCAACAUCAAGUAAAACAGUGUAGCAACUCUGGCUAACAGCACAGACAAAUGUAGCCUUGGGUAAUCUUAAUACUUUAAACUCUGCUUUACGUCACCACAGUAAGAUCAUUGUCCAAGCUGGUAUGUUACCCAGAAGACAAAAGCGCCAGCCAGGCAACAACAGACCACAUUUUAGCUGGUUCCUGUUAUUUGAGACUGUAGCAACAUUAGGUGAGAAGCACCAGGGCAAACCUGCAGGCAGCCUGCUCAGCUGCUUUUUAUCUUUGACUUUCACCUCAUAGAUCACAUCUGAAUUGUCAAGUCGAGCCUGAAGUCCCAUAAGCCUUUGUGGCUUUUCCAAAUCAGCUUAUGUGCUGUGCGUACAUUUUAAACAGAAAGGUGUAAAAUAAAGUAAUUUUGGAAAAUAAUAAUUUGUGUUAAUUAUUUGGAAGAUCGUAUCUAAUUCUAAGUUAUAAUGUUGCUCCAAUGAGUGGCUGGUGGACCUGUACGCAUGCAGCUACUGUGACUUCCAAAAGUAUUUACACCCUCUGAGCUUUUAACAUGUCAAAAUAUAACCAUGAAUCACGUUUUAUAUUUUGAUUCUCUAUCUUUUUUAAUCAGCCAAACACAAAGAGGGCAUAUUAAUGAUGAAGCAGGAAAUACUACAUGGCUUCUAAAACAUCUUACAAAUAAAAAUUUACAUUUCUAACCAUUAUUCUUUUCUUCAAUGCCUCUAAAUAAAGCAACACGUCACUUAUGUGUAUGACAGUACAGCGAUUGGUCAUACAUUUCACAACUCUGGCCUUUAGGAAAGAAGUGUGAAAAAGAAAGCAAAAACAAACACGUUAGAGAGGCUGUCCUGGUUAGAUUAAACCAAAAUGUAACUUUUUCACCUAUAAGCAGUAUGUUUGGGGAAUGUGGGAAUGAAAACUCCACAUUCAAGCCUGAACUGUCCCCGCUUGGGAACACUGUGUUGGCAGCAUUAUGCUGUGGAGAUGUUUUUCUCGUUAUUGUAAGUGGUCCUCAGAAGAUGUUUUGGUGUUAUUUGCAUGAUACUCACAUCCAAAACCAGUUAACUACACCUGAGGAUAACUAUUAAAAGCUACUAAUGCAAUUUUGAGUUGUUUUGCAUUUAUUACACAUUUGACUUUAUAUUAACCUAAGCAGGUUGUUCUUAUGCAAAAGAAUGGGUUUCAAAUGGGCAAACAUGCAAAUGAGCAGUUUUAACUGCAGCGAUCACUGAAUUUUACAUAAAGUGGACAUCAGGGUCAGAUGGUGGAGAAAUCCCAGAUGUUCCCAAGUGUCGGGGAGUUGAAGUAAAAACAUCUGUUCACAAUUAGGUGACCUGAAUGCCACAUCAGUUUACCAGGACCAGUUGUCCACAGCUACUCUCUUACGUUAGAGUAGCUGUGGACAAAAAUUCUGCAAUGAAAGUCCUGCAGGCGGAGGCUUUGACGCCGCAGCCUCCGAGCUGAAACCCAGCGCCGUUCGG
Gambusia affinis (western mosquitofish) is the source of this 3229-nucleotide messenger RNA. RefSeq lists its product as uncharacterized. The coding region runs from base 449 to 904 and encodes 151 amino acids. Lineage: Eukaryota; Metazoa; Chordata; Actinopteri; Cyprinodontiformes; Poeciliidae. The transcript has 6 exons. The record is from RefSeq and is a predicted model, not a curated record.